Messenger RNA from Cottoperca gobio, 589 nucleotides. Its product is annotated as protein FAM240B. The record is from RefSeq and is a predicted model, not a curated record. Lineage: Eukaryota; Metazoa; Chordata; Actinopteri; Perciformes; Bovichtidae. The coding region runs from base 71 to 304 and encodes 77 amino acids. The transcript has 3 exons.
CGUACACGCUAACUCACACACACAUCAUCCACCCUUUGAGGCAGACGGACACGCAGUUGAAGCUCUGAAGAUGAACUUGGCUAAGAUCCAUGAGGGACUGCACAUUAAGACGUUCUGGGAGAAGAAGAUUAACACUGAAUGUCAACAUGCUGAGAGCGAAGACCAAAGGAAGAACAAGAGCGCACUCAAAAAGCUGAGGGAGGAGUGGCUGGUCCGCCUGGAGAACCGAACCAAACACCUGAAGAGCCUCAACGACAACUACGUCAGGAAGGUCAAAGUGGAGCAAUCAGAUGACCAGACAUGAGAUUAAAAAACAAAUAAACAGGGACGAUGAGGAUAAACUGUAGCAGCAUCAUGUUAAGAGCAACAAAGGGAUGUUUUGACAAAUAAAAACUUUAAUUCUGUAGAAUUUAAUCGAUUGUUUGCAAGAAUUAUGAAAUUGUGUGCACAAAAUAGUUACUAAUAAUAAAACAAUAAAACUAAAAGAAUACAACAAUUUUUUUUGACAAACUAUUUUGCACAGGUUUUGGUCACUGUGGACUACAGACCAGAUGAUAAACGUUACUGUGGUGAUAAGAACAGGGCUGCA